GAUGAGUCUGUUGAAUGGAGCUGAGAGUGAAGUCCCACUGAAGCCUCUGUGCUCCAGAGAAAAGCGAGAGACAAGCAGCAGCGGGACCGGGGGGGUCGACACAAGACAUGAAACACUGACGAAACAAGAAAUGAAUGAAGAGUGAAAGCGGAGAGAAAGUCGACGGAGUGACGAAGAAGAAGUUAUGAACCGAAGUGCGACGAAUUACCGGGGAAGGUGUCCGUGAGCGGAGAGAGCCGAUUGAAGGGGGGCAGAGACAACAAAGUCACAAGUGCAGUCUGAGUCCAGAGGCAGAGCUCUGAACCCUCGCCAUGGCCGACGUGUUGGAGAGCGGUGGCGGGUCAGGAGCUGUCAGAGUGGCGAGCGUGGAUUGGCAGAAACGCUGCAUCGCUCUGGAGAUGCAGCUGCUGAGGUUCCGGCUCCAGGCGGGGAAAAUCCGAGAGCUGCUGGCAGAGAAGAUGCAGGAGCUGGAGCAGAGAGUGACAGAGGCUGACCAGCGGGCUGAGAGCGCUGAGAAACAGAUCCAUGUCAUGGAGGAAAAGCUGAAGUCUGCAAACAUACAAACCAGCGAAUCGGAGAGCUCGUUGUACCGAAAGUACCAAGACCUGACCAAUCAGGUUCAAGAAAAAGAUGCUGUGAUAAAGAGAUUAGAGGUGCAGCUGGAAAAACAGAUCUUAGUCAGAGCCCAGGAGGCAAAGAUUAUUGAGGAGAAGGCUGCCAAGAUUAAAGACUGGGUCACCUUUAAGCUCCGAGAGAUGGAGCAGGAGAACCAGCAGCUGAAAAUGGCCAACGUGAAGCAGACUGAACAGAUCAUGUUGCUGCAGGACAAACUACAAGCUCUCUUAGAGAAACCUGCUUCCUCUGGAUCUCCUGCCACCUCCCCUGUAAUGGAUACCCACCUGGUGCCCAGCAGUCCGCUGUUUCCUCCCAGCUGCCCCGGCACACCACCUGCUCAAGAUGACAGCUGGAGACAAGCAGGUCUCAGAGGAGCCACUGCUAAUAUCAAGACCUCGCCGACAGAUGUGAAAAGGACUCAUGAACAGUCCAGUAAAGGGAUUUGUCUCGGAGACCUUGCGGCCCACGAUGCUCUCUCUCAGGGUCGGAGCAGGGAGGGUCCCAGCAGCCCUGUUUCCAUCAGCGGACCAGAGCUCCCAGUGGGCUCAGAGGAUCAGGCGGGGGGCUCUGACAGAGACAACUCCUCAGAUGAGCUCAACAGCAAGUUCCGCUCUCAGUGCCUUCACUCUUCCUCCUCUUCUUCAUCUUCAUCCUCAGCCUACGAGAUGGCCCAUGGACCGAGCUCCCCAGAGUCAUCCCUCAGAAUAAUACCCAAAAGCCCUCUCCUGUCACGCUCCCCCUCCACCAACAACCCCUUCCCCAACCCUCCAGUUCACCAGUCAGGCACUAGCAUGACACUGCCCAAAGUUCGGACUCCGCUCACCCCCAGAGACAGCAUCCAGCUGGUGAAGAAGCAUUACAGCCAGCCGCAGCCCAGCUUGGACAGACUUCACCACCUCAACGUUAAUAUAGACAUCAUGACCCCUUCCUCCACGUCCUCCACCCUCAAGAGCACAGGCACCGCCACCUCGCCCUUCUCACAGGUCAUUGAAGAAACAGACAUUGACGAUGGGCUUCCUGACAGCAUGGACGGGGUGGUGGAGGGGUCGGGAUCAGAGGAGCCAUGCCAGGAUGGAGUUUCCUUUGUGGGACUGCCAGAAGAACUGGAGCAGCUGGAUCCACCGCCAACGCCUCCUUUACACCGCUUCCCUUCAUGGGAGAGUCGGAUCUACGCUGUGGCGAAGUCAGGAAUGAGAGUAUCAGAGGCAGGUCCUGGAGCCAGGGGCCCCGGACGAGGGUCCAACUUACCCCAGUAUCCAGCGGCAGGUCCGUUCACCCAGCUGAUCUAUAAGAAUAUCAGCGUACCAGUCUAUACCACACUGAAAGGGAAAGCCACUCAGAUCAGCAGUGUACCUCUACCCGAUGAUGACUCUGGGUCUGAGGACGACAGCAGCUCUUUGGCCAGUUUACGGACCUCCAUCCUGAGCCCGGACAGGAAGGGCAGCGUCCCAGGGAGCCCACGAGCCGUCAAGAGAGGUGUGUCCAUGUCCUCCAUCAGCUCCGAGAGUGAUUAUGCCAUUCCCCCUGAUGCCUACUCCCUGGACAGUGACUACUCCGAACCGGAGCACAAAGUCCAGCGAACCUCCUCCUAUUCCUGUGAGAGCACUGGGCCUGAGAUGCUGGAGAAGUCUGGGUACCUGCUGAAGAUGGGCAGUCAGGUGAAAGCCUGGAAACGUCGCUGGUUCAUCCUCAGGAAUGGAGAGAUCCUCUACUACAAAUCUCCUAGUGACGUGAUCAGGAAACCUCAGGGUCAGAUUGAGCUGAACUCCUCCUGCCGUAUAGUUCGUGGGGAAGGAGCGCAGACGUUUCAAUUGAUUACAGAGAAGAAGACCUUCUAUCUGACCGCCGACUCACCCAACAUCCUGGAGGAGUGGAUCAGGGUCCUGCAGAACAUACUCAAAGUCCAGGCCAGCAGCCCGGUUACCGUGGAGACCGCCGCCAAGCCCACUGUGAGGGGUUGGCUUACAAAGGUCAAACACGGACACUCUAAGCUGGUGUGGUGUUCUUUGGUCGGAAAAGUCUUCUACUACUUUCGAAAUCAGGAAGACAAGUUGCCUCUGGGUCAGCUGCAGAUACGGGAGGCCUCUGUACAGGAAGUGGAUCGCUCCUGUGACUCAGACGAGGAUUAUGAGGCCGGCAGUCGAGGUUUCCUCUCCUCCCACUGCACCUUAGUGGUCCAACCCAGAGAGCAGAGUCCCACAUACCUACUCAUCGGCACCAAGCAAGAGAAGGACACAUGGCUGUAUCACCUGGCUGUGGCAGCAGGCAGCAGUGCGACCUUCAAAGUUGGUACAGAGUACGAGCAGCUCAUUGGUAAACUCCUCGAUGCAGAGGGAGACCCAGACUCUGCCUUGUGGAGGAGCGAGGCCUUGAGCUUCUGUAAGGAGGGUCUGCGCUCCCCUCUCACCACUCUGCCCUCUGAAGCUCUGCAGACUGAAGCUCUCAAGCUUUUCAAGUCCUGUCAGCUCUUCAUCAAUGUGCUGGUUGAAUCUCCAUCUGUUGACUACCACACCUCGCUGGCCCAGAAUGCUUUGCAAGUGUGCCUGACCCACCCGGAGCUGCAGAAUGAAAUGUACUGUCAGCUCAUCAAGCAGACCAACCGCCGGACGCCACACAACUACUCCCUCACACAGUGCUGGCAGCUGUUGUCUCUCUGUGUGGCGCUGUUCCUUCCUCAGCAACAUUUCCUGUGGUACCUGAGACAGUACCUGCAACGUAAUGCUGACCCAAGGAGUGAGGUGGGGAAGUACGCGGUGUACUGUCAGAGGUCUGUGGAGCGAACGCUGCAGAAUGGAGAGCGAGAGGCCAAACCUUCACGUAUGGAGAUCGUCUCCAUCCUGCUGAGGAACCCCUACCACCACUCACUGCCAUUCAGCAUCCCGGUCCACUUCAUGAACAACACCUACCAGGUGGUGGGUUUCGACGGCUCCACCACAGUUGAAGAGUUCCUCAACACGCUGAACCAGAGGAUCUGCGUGAGGAAGCCUCAGCUGUCUGGGUUUGCCCUCUUCACUGAUGAUCCAUCUGGCAAAGACCUGGAGCACUGCCUGCAGCCGUCUGCCAAGAUCUGUGAUGUUAUUUCCAAGUGGGAGCAGGCCCUGAAGGAGCUGCAUCCUGGGAAAAAUGAGGGGACACGGAUUGUGCGUCUGACAUAUAAGAACAGGUUGUGUUUCAGAUCUCAGGUGAAAGGAGAGACAGAGCGGGAGCGCCUCCUGCUGGCGUACCAGGUGAAUGAUGAGGUUCAGCAAGGCCACUUCCCGGUGAACAAAGAGCUGGCUCUUGAGGUGGCUGCCCUCAUGGCACAGGUUGAACACGGUGACUUGGAGAGACCAGCGGCCUCGUCUCCUCCCAGCUCUCCUCAGCCCAAGUCUCAGCUGAUCCUCCUGCAGGCCUUAGAGCGCUUCUACCCCAAACGCUACAAACAGGACUGCAGCUCAGAGCAGCUCAGGGAUCUUACUGAGCGUCUGGCCACUAAGUGGUCUAUGCUACGUGGGUGCAGUGCACCCGAGUGUGUGAGAAUAUACCUGACUGUGGCUCGGAAAUGGCCCCUGUUUGGAGCCAAACUCUUUAGUGCCAAGCCUGUCCCCCCCUCUCCUGUUGAGCAGAGCCAGGUGUGGCUGGCAGUCAAUGAAGAUGGAUUGUGUGUGCUGGACUAUACAAUGCACACGCUGCUCACAUACUCCUACCAGUCUGUGAUUACCUUUGGUGGCUGCCGUGACGAUUUUAUGGUGGUCACGAGCCAGCAGAGGGAGCCUGGCGUCGGAAAGAAGAGCGUGGAGAAGUUGGUCUUUGUGAUGGCCAAACCAAAGAUACUGGAGCUGACGCUGCUCAUGGCCAGCUACAUUAACCACUGGAACCCCAGCCUCCCACCUGCCUCACACCAGCCGCUCGGUCACUGGGACGUUGACAGCAGGCACUUCCCCGCCAUGAACUACACCACCAAGGGCCCCACACUACUGUGAAUUGUGCAAGCAACAGAGACUGUUUGACUACAGGGAGGCUUGAUGACGACAGUUACCUUUAGUCCGCAUUCAUAUGGAGUGCGUUGAGUUGCAUGUGCGGGUUUUACAUUCUAACAGACCAGGUAGAUUAUUUUUUCAUUUUUGUAAUGAAGAUUUAGAUUUAGAAAUGUCAGGAUCAGUCGUUAGACUAUUUAUUUCUACAACAAAAGAGUGUUUCAACUCUGCUUUAUUUAGAUGUAACAUUUGGGAUCAUGUUUGAAAUAUAGAAGUGGACUGAGGACACAUUUCCACUCGCAGUGUGAUGCUUUUAGUUGCCGGCUGCCGCUUAUUCUGACCUUCAUGUUUCCAGUCGUUUAGACCUCAGACUCUUCUCUGUCGUGAGGUGUUGCCUUCUGAAAGCUGGUUUGACUGGAAUACAGUGUUGUGUGUCACUGUGUAUUGACCAUGAAUGAUCACUCGUACUUGACAAUGAACUAUAGUUUAAAUACAUUCAUAGAGGUACUGUGCAAUUAGAAAGGGACUGAUACAGCUUGUGAUACUUCAGUUUCAUAGUUUUAAGAUAAACUACAUCUAAUAUUACUUAAUUAUUUUCAUUAUAGAUAAACCUAAUGAUAAUUGCAUGGUCCAUAAAAUGGCAGAAAACAGAAACUCAAGUUGACAUUGUUGUUUUAACCAACAGUGCAAAACCCAAAGAUUUUAAAGUCCCCCUCCAGACACAUUUUAAAGUUUGUAAAAAUUAUGAUACCAAUAUUUUGUUUAACAUGGUUUUCCCUCAUAAUAGUUUAAAAAACUAAAAAGGGUCUGUUUGCAGAUCUACUCCUUCUCCCUCAUUGAGAAAUUCUGGAUCUGGCUGUUGCCUGAUACUAUUCUUUCUCAAACCUCAGCUCAAACCAUUGUGUUGCCUCGCCCAAAAUAUAUCAUUUAAUAAUUAAAUUAAUAUCAUAAACAUGCGGGCGACUAGUCGACUAAUGGCUCCAAAUGAGGACUAUUGGUUAAUUAGGAAAGUUUUUAGUCGGGGGCAGCCCUAGUUUUAGCAUUAGAGAAAACAUUUGAGAGAUUCAGCCAUAUAUGUUUGAGCCUGUGGGACACACCAAAACGACUGUUGGCUGUUGGUCAGUGUUGGGCCAUCAGUGAGCGUCUGUCGCCCUAGUCUUUGCGUCGGCCCCUGUUGCCUUUUUUCAGCAAAUGCAGCGCCUUGAUUCAGCGUCGGAGACAGCAGAGUCCGUCGGUAAAUAAAGUCUCUCUGAUUGGCAGUUCAGCUCAGUGCACGAGAAGAGAAACAGGAAGUGAGGAAAGUAAACAAUCGCCUAAAGUCAAGAGGGAGUGAGAUCAGAACAAACUUGUUACAUAUGGUUGAAUUAUUUUUCUUUAGCAGAAACGUUUCGUAAAGGUUUGUGUUAUCAGCACAUGGUAAAUAUGCUUUGUCAAAAACAGAUUUGUGAGUGGAGGGGGACUUUAGUUUAAUAUCACAGAAUCUUUAAAAAAUAAUCACUGGGUUGCGCUUAAAAAAAAUACUUAUAUAAUGAAUCAGUUGUCAAAAUAGUUGCAGAUUGAUUUUCUUUCUGUCAGCUAAUCAGUUAAUCAACUAAUCGAUUCAACUUGAGCCUAAUACGAUUAUUAGAUAGGGUACUUCUUUCCCCAAAGAAAUGAAGGUCAUAUUAAAGGAACCUUUCGUAAUCCUUUCCUAUUGUUUCUAAUGAGAAAAGUUAAUAUUUAGCUCACUUAUUUAGCGUAAAACAGGCCAAAUAAAAGUGAUGUAUUGCUGAUGAAACAUUACUGAGGUACACAAUAACACAGUGGGAUAUGACAGGUGUGUUACAGUGAUAUACUGUAUGAAUGAAGCAUCUGUGAACGUUUAGCAGUGCAACAUGUUCAUGUGUUCAUUUAUCUGAUAGUCCUCUAAUAACAUAAGACAUACUGUACAGCAUAAUAAUAAUCAGGUCACUCAAGUGUUUUAAUAAUCAACAAACAAAAGGAGAGGAAAAAAUAAAACAAUAUAAAAAACAGAGCUACCAAAAUAUUUUGAUGACUUGAACUGUUCUGGAUCAAACCACUGUCUUGUGUCCAUAUUAGUUAUUUAUUUUAUUUCCAACAAUGUUUUUUGGCUUUUGCUUAAAAAAGGUAACGUUUUCCACAACUCUCACAUUUAUUUUGGAAAACGUACAGUUUCCUUUAUGUAGCAGAGUAAUUUAAGAGGAGAGUAUGUUUGGUUACUGUUUCUGGACUAGAAUGUGUUACAGAUGUUUGAAAGGUGGUGUCUUUUUGUUUGUGUGUGUGACAAUAAAAUAAAGGGUACGGU
Epinephelus moara (kelp grouper) is the source of this 6876-nucleotide messenger RNA. It is a transcript of the gene plekhh1, whose product is annotated as pleckstrin homology domain containing, family H (with MyTH4 domain) member 1. The coding region runs from base 312 to 4577 and encodes 1421 amino acids. The transcript is spliced from 30 exons. Gene Ontology annotation, cellular component: cytoskeleton. The record is from RefSeq and is a predicted model, not a curated record. Lineage: Eukaryota; Metazoa; Chordata; Actinopteri; Perciformes; Serranidae.